Messenger RNA from Cyprinus carpio (common carp), 1511 nucleotides. RefSeq lists its product as uncharacterized. Gene Ontology annotation, molecular function: DNA-binding transcription factor activity; RNA polymerase II cis-regulatory region sequence-specific DNA binding. The record is from RefSeq and is a predicted model, not a curated record. Gene Ontology annotation, biological process: regulation of transcription by RNA polymerase II. Lineage: Eukaryota; Metazoa; Chordata; Actinopteri; Cypriniformes; Cyprinidae.
CUCGUCAAGGAAGUGCCUAUUAAAAUUGAGUACCUUCUCAUAGAGUAUGAGAUUUCGGACGCAGCCAAUGACUUUUAUUUUGGUUUGGUGAUGUGACGUCAUAAGGCUGCGCCGCGCUCCCGCGUCUGUGGCUCUGCUGAAGAAAGAUUUAUGUAACACUAUUAUAAAGAUGGCAUUUAUUAAAGUGGAGAGUGAAGACAUGAAGAUUGAAGAAACAUUCAGAGUCAAUCAUGAAGAUACCGAGGAACAAAUAAAGAUGGUGUUUAUUAAAGAGGAGAGUGAAGACAUGAAGAUUGAAGAAACAUUCAAAGUCAUACAUGAAGAUACUGAGGAACAAACAGACCUGAUGACACUGAAAGAGGAGAGUCAAGAACUCAUUGAAAAAGAAGAUAAUGUUCAGCAUGAGAAAUAUUAUUUCAUGACUGGAGAAAAAUCAUUUAGUUGCACACAGACUGAAAAGACUUCACAAAAAAGAGCUUUCACCUGCCAACAGUGUGGGAAAAGUUUCACCAGAAAAGAAAAUCUUGAAGUCCACAUGAGAGUUCACACUGGAGAAAAGCCUUUCACCUGCCAACUGUGUGGAAAGAGUUUCAUUAAUAAAACAACCCUUAAAAACCACACGAGAAUUCAUACUGGAGAGAAACCUUACACAUGCUCUCACUGUGGAAAAAGUUUUACAUAUAAACACUGCCUCGAUGACCACAAGAUAAUUCAUACUGGAGAGAAACCUUUCACCUGCCAACAAUGUGGAAAGAGUUACACUCACAAAAGAAACCUUAGAGACCAUGUGAGAACUCAUACUGGAGAGAAGCCUUACACAUGCUCUCAAUGUGGAAAAAGUUUUAAUCAUAAACAACACCUCGAUGACCACAAGAUAAUUCACAGUGGAAAGAAACCUUUCACCUGCCAACAAUGUGGAAAGAGUUUUACACAAAAACAACACCUCGUUAACCACAUGAAAAUUCAUACUGGAGAGAAACCUUUUACCUGCCAACAAUGUGGAAAGAGUUUCAUUCAAAACGGAAACCUUAACAGACACAUGAACAUUCACACUGGAGAGAAGCCAUGAUUUUUUAAUACACCGGAGUGAUUAUUGUUCAGCUUGUAACAGUUUUACAGUUACAUUGGUCCCAUUAGCUUUCUAUACAUGCAAUAUUUAAUCCUGUCACUAGGGGCACUCUAGCCAGUGAGAUGCCUGGUAACAUAAAAAGAAUAAGAGAACAAGUAUGAAGUAGGAAGGAUGUGUUAACCACAUGGCAAAACUUUCUCAACAAUGCUUUCUUGUAUUUUUGGCCCUGAUUUGGGGAACCUGAGGUUCUUAAACUCAAAUGUAAGUACUUCUGUUAGUACUUUGUUUGUAUAUAUGAUGUUAGGGAAUGUUUUUGUAAAUAAGAUGGGUAAAUGUGUUAAUGGCGUCACUAAGUUGAUUUGUUUGUUUGAUGCAGAGGGUUCAACGUGCAGGCAUUUGGAGGCAGCUCGAUUAUAACUAGGACCUUGAUCAAAAAGGGGAU